Messenger RNA from Suillus bovinus, 675 nucleotides. RefSeq lists its product as uncharacterized. Lineage: Eukaryota; Fungi; Basidiomycota; Agaricomycetes; Boletales; Suillaceae. The annotation marks the transcript as partial. The record is from RefSeq and is a predicted model, not a curated record. The transcript has 5 exons.
GCUAGCCAACUAUUUGUUGUUGAUUACCUCCUCGCAUUCUUGGUUAUGGUGCUCUGCCAAUGUGUCGUAACAUUGCGAGUAUGGCAUUUAUUCCAUCGGAGCUACUUCAUUAGAUGGCUUGCGGCCGCUGUUUUCAUCGGUUCUGUGAUAGGAACUGCAUUUGUCGGCGGCGUCAGUUUUUACGACGUCAAGAAUGCCUACGAGAUCGCCACCUCAUCUGCGAAUUCGAACAGGAGUCCUCCAGUGAUAUUCACAAUCUACUUGCCAUCCUUGAUCGUUCAUACGGUCAUGUUUUCAUUGACCAUGUAUCGCUUUAGCGCCAGCUCAAGAGCUUUGCAAGAACACGGAAUUAUUCACCGGUUUUUAAAAGAAGGGAUGUUUAUGUAUGCAUUCGCUGCCGCAACGCUACUAUACGAAAUCAUCAGCCUUUCCAUGACUGGAGACACAUCUGUAAACUCACAGUUAAUAUUCUCCAGAUUGGCAGUAGGAACAACAGUCGUCUCCGUCUGUCGCGCGAUGCUGAGCAUUCGCUCGUUGGCUGCAACCUACCAUGUCGAUCCUGCAUGGUUGCUUAACCAUGCAGAACUUAGCCGUGUUCAAUGGAGGAGGGGAGUCAGUGAAGGGGAAAUCUAUGUCGAAGUCGAUGAGCUGGACGUUUUUCCUCCCAGUCACUGA